Carica papaya (papaya) is the source of this 2098-nucleotide messenger RNA. Lineage: Eukaryota; Viridiplantae; Streptophyta; Magnoliopsida; Brassicales; Caricaceae. The record is from RefSeq and is a predicted model, not a curated record.
GUCAAAAUGGCUGCCCCAUGCCCUACUUUCACGUGAUGCUCUGUAGCGCCCGCAGCAGGAGAUGUCCAGCUGCUCCGCAACAAAACCUCACACAAAACCAAACACCCCAAAAUCGAAGAUGCAGUGAACACUUUUCAAUCCCAAAAUGCCGCUGCCCGCUUUUCUUCUCCUCUCUCUCCUCCUCUCAUCCGCCGUCGUUGGGACUGGUCGCGCGAAACAUGCUCCCCCGCCGCCAGUGGCUUUGACGGCCAGCUAUUUCGUCCCAAGCGACGCCGUUUCGCUGCUCUCCUUCAAGCACAAAGCUGACCUAGACAACAAGCUGCUCUACACGCUGAACGAGCAUUUCGACUACUGCCAGUGGCAAGGUGUGAAGUGCGCUCAGGGCCGUGUGGUACGCUUCGUCCUCCAGAGCUUCGGCCUACGUGGGAUCUUUCCCACGGACACUGUGGCUCGGCUCGACCAGCUCCGUAUCCUCAGUUUAAAGAACAACUCGCUGUACGGUCCGAUUCCGGACCUCUCCUCUCUCUUCAAUCUUAAGUCACUCUUUUUAAGUCACAACAACUUCUCUGGCUUCUUCCCUUUUCCCAUUCUCGCCCUCCAUCGAUUAACCACUCUUGAUCUCUCCUACAAUAACCUCACCGGUUCGAUUCCGCUCGAGAUUACGGGUUUGUCCCGGCUCAAUUCGCUCAAUCUCGAGUUCAACCGCUUUAACGGGACGGUUCCGCCGCUGAAUCAGUCGUUUCUUGUUGCCUUCAAUGUGUCCGGUAACAACCUCACCGGGCCAAUACCGGUGACGCCUACGCUCUUGCGGUUCGAUAUGACGGCGUUCUCAUUGAACCCUGGCCUCUGCGGAGAGAUCAUCAACCGAGCAUGCAAUUCCCGCUCGCCUUUCUUUGAAUCGCCAAAUACCGCCUCAUCGUCGCAGGGACCGCCACUCGGGCAGAGCGAACAAUCGAGGAGCAGCGGAUUAGUCGUUUUGCCUCCGCCGUCGCCGAAGAAGCAUAAAAGAAACGGUCUCGUUCUUGGUUUCGCCGUUGGAUUAGCUGUGGUAAUCGUAAUCCUUAUCUGCAUCUUCGCAUUCGUCGUGAAGAAACAACGUAAAGCUAACAUGAAAGAAGCAAACCCGAAGGAGGUAAGCACAGUGCAAGAUCCUGAUCAUGGAGGCUUGUAUCCCGAAACCUCGAUGAACGAAACGGGAGUCAUAGGACAGAGCAAGGAAACACAACAGGAGAAAGCGAUCAAGAUUCAAGUUCAUGAACCGGCAAAAGGAGUGCCUAGAAGCGGGAACCUGGUGUUCUGCGCUGGAGAAGCGGAGGGGUACACAAUGGAGCAACUAAUGAGGGCGUCGGCGGAGUUGCUGGGAAGAGGUACUGUGGGUACGACGUACAAGGCGGUGCUAGAUAACCAGCUGAUCGUGACAGUGAAGAGGCUGGAUGCCAACAAGACGGCCAUUACGAGCAGCGAAGCGUUUGAGCAACACAUGGAAGCAGUCGGCGAGCUAAGACACCCGAAUCUGGUGCCACUUCGUGCCUACUUCCAGGCUAAAGGAGAAAGGCUUAUCAUCUACGAUUUUCAACCCAACGGCAGUCUCUUCAAUCUAAUUCACGGUAUUCUAUUCAUUCAUCUGCUUGAGUUUGAUUUUAGUUUAAGCUCUGAUAAUUUUGCUUCCCCGCCGUUCAAGUCUCCUGUUUUCUUCUCUCGGUUUUUAAUUUAAUCACUCAGUGAGUCGACCCCGAGUUACCCUUUCUACCAGAGUAUUUUAUUUUUAUUUAUUUUGAAAAAGUAAAUUGGCUUCGUUGUUGCUGAUUGGCAACCGGAAGGCACGCGCGUGAAAUGAGAAUCCGACGUGGCCAUUUGUGUUGACCAAGAGAGACGGUUGACUGUUGUAUUCUCACAUAGCCAAGUGGGACCCAGAACGGAUAAUAUGCGACAGUGACGUGGAGAUAUAUGAUUGGCUGCAAACGCGAUAAGUUAUGGCGCCGAGAGUUAUGCUGAAAAGAGCGCCGCAGCUUUUGAGGAGCAGGGCUUCUUUUCGCAUUACCGACAUUUUUCUUACACCACACAAGAAAAGAUAAUGAUAAUAACAUUAAUAAUAAAA